Molecule: messenger RNA, 1094 nt
Organism: Papilio machaon (common yellow swallowtail)
Lineage: Eukaryota; Metazoa; Arthropoda; Insecta; Lepidoptera; Papilionidae
Product: regucalcin-like
Exons: 5
Coding region: 135-1058 (307 amino acids)
Biological process (GO): L-ascorbic acid biosynthetic process
Molecular function (GO): gluconolactonase activity; enzyme regulator activity; calcium ion binding
Source: RefSeq, a predicted model, not a curated record
UCAACAUCGCCAUUCGCACCGGUUUUUUUAUACAUAUAUCACGCGUAUAGAUUUAAUAGCUAUUUAUAUAUCAAAGUGGAUUGAAACAUAGUGUUGUAAUAAAAAACAAUUUAAUAAAGAAUCAUUUUGACAAGAUGUCGGUGUCGGUAAAGAAGGUGACUGAGCCCGUGUUGAUCGGCGAAGGCCCUCACUGGGACGCGGAGGCGCAGGCGCUCUACUUCGUCAGCAUUGACGAAAUGACCAUACAUAAAUAUGUGCCCGAAACUGGACUUCAUACCAAAACUAAAUUAGACGGUCGUGUGAGUUUUAUAAUAUCAUUGGAAGGUACCACAGAUCAUUUCGUGGUUGGCUUGGAGCGUAAGCUUGUGAUAAUCAAAUGGGACGGCGGAGAAGGCAGUAAGGUGGAAAUUAUUAAGGAGUUGGCUGAAGUAGACAUAGAAUUACCUACAAAUAGACUUAAUGAUGGCAAAGUUGAUCCAAAAGGAAGAUUAUUUGCAGGUUCCUUGGGUCAAAUGACACCAUCGGGUGAAUUUGAAAAAGAGAAGGGCUCGUUAUAUCGCUUAGACGAAAGAGGAUGUGUCAAGUUAUUUGACAGGGUCAAUGUCUCUAACGGCCUGGCCUGGGACCUGAAGGAGAAAGCUUUCUACUAUAUAGACUCAAUGGAUUAUAAGAUUAGUCGAUAUGAUUACGACGUGGAAUCUGGAAAUAUUUCUAACAAAAGCUACAUAUUCGACUUCAAGAAGAACGAAGUCAACGGUGGUCCUGAUGGAAUGACCAUAGACACUGACGGAAAUCUAUGGAUUGCCAUAUUCUAUGAAUCGUGUGUUCUCAAAGUUGAUCCGAGAAGUGGCAACAUAUUAGAUAAAGUAGUUAUACCAGCUAAUCAGAUUACUUCUGUAACGUUUGGUGGACGAAACAUGGAUACACUGUUUGUAACAACAGCUAGUUUGAAUUUAGGUGAAGAACAGAAACCACCGUGUGGUGCCACUUUUAUGGUAACAGGAUUGGGUGUUAGAGGACAUCCUGAUGCUAAAUUUAAAUUGCCCGCAAAUUAUUAACAAAACUGUAAUAAAAAGUAGUUAAUUUUAUUAAUU